Molecule: messenger RNA, 2902 nt
Organism: Calypte anna (Anna's hummingbird)
Lineage: Eukaryota; Metazoa; Chordata; Aves; Apodiformes; Trochilidae
Gene: HAGH
Product: hydroxyacylglutathione hydrolase
Exons: 9
Coding region: 134-1066 (310 amino acids)
Biological process (GO): glutathione metabolic process
Cellular component (GO): mitochondrion
Molecular function (GO): hydroxyacylglutathione hydrolase activity
Source: RefSeq, a predicted model, not a curated record
CCGCCGCACGCCGGGCCGUGCCGGGCCGUGCCGGGUCGGGCACCCCGCUGCCCGCCUCCCCCCGGGCCGGCUUCAGGGCGGGGAGCAAAGGUAACCGGGCCGGGCUUUGGUACCGGGCGGGGCGAGCGGUACCAUGCUGGGCAGGGGCUGGCGGGGCUUCGGUACCGCCCUGGCGGCCCUGGGAGCUGGCGCCUUGCUCCGAGCCGGUCCAGCACACCUGUGGUCUGUCUUCCUGCACACAGAGCACGAGCAGAGGAAGUCCAAGACUUUCACACAAGCAGACAUGAAGGUGGAACUGCUCCCAGCCCUCACAGACAACUACAUGUACCUCCUGAUUGAUGAGGAAACCAAGGAGGCUGCAAUUGUGGAUCCUGUGCAGCCCCAGAAGGUUUUGGAUGCAGUCAAAAAGCACGGGGUGAAGCUGACCACUGUCCUGACCACACAUCAUCACUGGGACCAUGCUGGAGGAAAUGAGAAGCUUGUGAAGAUGGAGACAGGGCUGCGUGUGUAUGGGGGAGACAGCAGAGUGGGGGCCCUGACACAGAAAGUGUCUCACCUGACAUCACUCAAGGUGGGAUCUCUUAAUGUGAAAUGCCUCUGUACGCCGUGUCACACUUCUGGACACAUCUGUUAUUAUGUGACUAAGCCAAAUAGCUCCGAGCCACCUGCUGUUUUUACAGGUGACACCCUCUUUGUGGCUGGGUGUGGGAAGUUCUUCGAGGGAACCCCCGAGGAGAUGUACAGAGCACUGAUUGAGAUUUUGGGCAGCCUGGACCCCAAAACGAGAGUUUACUGUGGCCACGAGUACACAAUCAGCAAUCUCAAGUUUGCUCGGCAUGUUGAACCCGAUAAUGCUGCUGUCCAGGAAAAGCUGGCUUGGGCCAAGGCCAAGUAUGACAGUGGUGAGCCAACCAUACCUUCCACCAUUGCAGAAGAAUUCACAUACAACCCUUUCAUGCGAGUGAGGGAGAAGACAGUUCAGCAGCACGCUGGGGAGACUGACCCCAUCCAGACAAUGGGGGCCAUCAGGAGAGAGAAGGACAACUUCCGUGUCCCCAAGGACUGAGCACUCUGCCUGCAUCACUUUAAUGUCAUUUCAAGUGUUAUUUAGGUUAUUCAGGUGUUUUAGGAGUUGAACCUUCUGUUGUGAUUGAGACAGUUAUAUUUAGGGGUUUAUUUUGUUUUAAUUAAGGAAAAAAAAAAUAAGCACUUUGCCCUUGUUGAGAUGUUCUACAGCUAUUUAUAUUAUGAUGAAGAAUAUUUAUCCUUCUGUUGCUGGCUCUCAAACUGUCACCUGUGUCACAUGCAGAUCACUUUACAAGGUUGGUAUGUGGCUCAGAGCCUGGGGUGGGGAAAGGGUCAGACCCUGAGGUCUAGGAAAAAGCUCCUGUUAUUUUUGUAGGAGCCUGAGAGUGGGGCUGGGGCCCAUAGAGACAGGAUGCAGGAACUACUUUGCAAGCUGAAGAUCUGAAAUUUUUCUUCCCUGCUGCUGCUGCUGCUUUUAAGCUCUUGUGGCUCUGCUAACACCAGUUCUCAGUGACAAACCUGCUCCCCAUCACCAGCUCAGGGUUUGGGCUGUGGAGCACUCAUGGUGGCCUGGCCCUGUGGGUGACAGCUGGGGACUGUCCAGCUUUUCUGCUCUCUGAAUUCCCUGGCAUGGACUGCAGUAACUUUUCCAGGCAGCAUCCUGGCUUAGAGAUUGCCCUGUUGCUUGCACCCUUCUGCUCCUAACUCCUGUUUGCAUGUGCCUGCUUUCUGCUCUGAAAUGUGCUCUGUUACUUGUGUCACACAAAUGAAGAAGGGAUUUGUCUGCUGUUUAAAAUCCAAAGGAGAGCUUGCCUGCUGAACUCAAGUUGUGUGUAAGAGCUGAGCAGUGCUGAGAAUCCUCCAGCAGGUGCCUCCCUGUUGAUCCCUGGAGCAGCUGCUGGGUAUUUGCUGUGAGUAAUGUGGCAAAUGAGUGUUUUAUUAUCUGGGAGCUGCUCUGGGGAGCAGUGGCAGUGGCUGUGCUGGGUCUGGGGGACUCCAGAUCAGAGGCUUAGAGGAGAAGCCCUGUACUGCUGGGAUCCAUCACCCACCCAGCAGCCUCAGGUAGGUCCAACCUCUCUGCCAGAGGAUGUUAGAAAUGGGCCAGGUGUCCACAUGUUGCCAGGCUGAAAAACAAGGCUCAAACCCUCUGAGAAACCACCUGGAGGUGGCACUUUUCUUUUUCUUGCUUGGUCCAUGGGGAUUCAAAGCCAUCUCUGUUCUUAGACCAGUGCUGUACAACCCCAGGCUGCAACCAGCUUGGGAGGGAACUUCCCCUCAGGAGGUUUUUCUGACAGUGGAUGAGUGGGAUAAACUUUGGGGGAAAAUAAUCCCAAUUUUCAGCGAGUGGCUUUAACUUCCCAUCUUCCAGCUGAGUGUCUUGGAGCAAGAAACAUGAGUGAAGGGUGGCAGGACCCAGCCUUGGGGUUGGCAUCUGUCUCUAACACAUCUUCCCCCUAAUCAUUCUGUUUUCUUCCUUGCUUCUUGCUCGUGGCUCCAUGCUGCAAAUCUGCACAAGAGGUUUUCAAACAAACUCUGAAGUUUCAGAUUAUUUUGGUUCCAGUUUCCCCCCCUUCCUCCUCUCCCCAGUGCCUGUUGGUCACUGAUGCCACCCCCCAGGUGUCACCCUGGUCUGCUGUCCCACUGACUGGCAGUAUCUGAGCAGGACUUGGUGUUGCACCAUUGAUUUGUGCUUUUAAAGAGAGAAAAAAUUUUAUGUAGUUUAGAAAGAAAAAGUGGUACCUAAAACUUUGCUGCCUCCUGGACCUGAAGGCUGUGUGGUGACACCAGAGUGUCACUGUCCUGGUGGCUGUGUGACAAAGAGGAGAAUAAAGAACAGCUGCAAACCCACCCUCGGUGGGGCUGUCUGGAAGAAGGA